AUGGCCGACUGGCGAUCCGAAUAUCUGGCCUCCAUCCGGGAGCAAGAGAAGAAUAACCCCGUAAAUCUCGAGAUUGUACAGCUCUGCUCCCAGCUCUCCGACCACGUCGCAGCCCUAGAAGCCGAAAAUCAAGUCCUCAAAUCCAAGACAGCGCCAGAAAAGAAGAGUAAAAACACCUCCUCUGAGAAGUCAAGCAGCAUACCCCCCUCUUCCUCCACAACCGAGACGACGAGCUCCGACCCGAGCAUCGCCCAGCUCCAGCUCCAACUCGCCGAGGCCCUCCGGUCAAACGGCACCCUCAAAGACCGGGCCAAGUUAGCCGAGGAUGAGGCCCAGACGCUACGGACCAAGAACAAGGAAGACGCGAGAAAAGUCCGCAGCCUGACGGCAGAAAAUACCGCCCUGACGACGAAAUUACGAGAUCGGGAACACGAGCUGCGCGAGAAGCGCAAGCUGGUCGAGAACGUACAAGACGAGAUGAUCACGAUGAACCUUCAAAUGUCCAUGGCAGAGCAAGAGCGGGACAAGGUCAAGAAGGAGAACAAGGAGCUCGUCGACCGCUGGAUGAAGAGGAUGGCCCAGGAAGCCGACGCCAUGAAUCUCGCAAACGAGCGCUGA
Molecule: messenger RNA, 618 nt
Organism: Colletotrichum orchidophilum
Lineage: Eukaryota; Fungi; Ascomycota; Sordariomycetes; Glomerellales; Glomerellaceae
Product: autophagy protein 16
Exons: 3
Coding region: 1-618 (205 amino acids)
Source: RefSeq, a predicted model, not a curated record